AUGGACUACAUCAGCGGCAACGGCACGUCGGCGCCCAGCGCCUCGUGCUGCUCGCAGCUCAAGAGCGUGGUGCAGUCCAAGCCGCAGUGCCUGUGCGCCGCCCUCGGCAGCGACGGCGCCUCGACCUCCCUCGGCGGCGUCACCAUCGACCGGUCGCGCGCGCUCGCCCUCCCCGCGGCUUGCAACGUCCAGACCCCACCCGCCAGCCAGUGCAACGGGUCGUCGGGCGGCGGAUCGAAGGCGACGCCUUCCCUGCCAUCUGGCGGUGCGUCGCUCCGGGGCCGGCGGGUCUUGUGCUCGGGCUCGCCGCGGCUGCGGUUUACGCCGUGGCAGCUGCGUGAGCGUUGUGAUUCAGGAUGCGUUGCGUUGCGUCGUGUCAGCUUUCGUUUUUCAGAACGGACAGGGAGGAUGUUGAGUGGUUUGUGUGUCUAUGGCUUGUCCCAUUCGUGA
This is a messenger RNA of Miscanthus lutarioriparius, 450 nucleotides long. The record is from the annotation of a GenBank genome assembly. NCBI's taxonomy places the organism in Eukaryota, Viridiplantae, Streptophyta, Magnoliopsida, Poales, Poaceae.